Molecule: messenger RNA, 829 nt
Organism: Serpula lacrymans var. lacrymans S7.9
Lineage: Eukaryota; Fungi; Basidiomycota; Agaricomycetes; Boletales; Serpulaceae
Exons: 4
Biological process (GO): nucleobase-containing compound metabolic process
Molecular function (GO): 3'-5' exonuclease activity; nucleic acid binding
Source: RefSeq, a predicted model, not a curated record
GCGCACCUUGCGUAUACCACACCACCGUCUGCAUCUUGUAUCCAACUUCCAUAUUGUUGCAGCUCGUUCCCACCUAAAAGCGUGGUUCAAACCAGCACUAUUAUUGCUUUCAUAUUACCAGAGAGCUUUACAGAGUGGUCAGAGUAUUGCAGUUUCGAUGUCUUCCGAUCCAACACCUAUGGCUCCCAAAAAUAACACCCAACCUCCACCACCGCCUCGCCCAACAUAUCCUUCAUAUUCGUGGAGAAACCACAGCUCUAAUGGAAAAUUAGUGUAUAUAAGGGACCAUCAUAUCGCAAACGCCGAGCUAGCAAACCUGCCAAAAGGACCCCUUGGCUUUGAUCUGGAAUGGCGCCCCAAUUUUAGGAAGGGUGAAAGAGAAAAUCCCGUUGCGCUGGUUCAACUAGCUAACAAAGAUACUGUUUGGCUCAUACAAGUUAGUGCCAUGAUAGAAUUUCCCGCUACACUGAAAGAUAUCCUGGGUAGUGACGAGUGGGUAAAAGCUGGAGUUGGUAUUCAGAAUGACUGUAUAAAGUUAUACAGGAAUUUCUCCGUUUCUACUCGAAAUUGUGUCGAUCUCUCGCUCCUUGCUCGUACCACAGAUAAUGCGCAUUGGAAAGGCAAAUAUACUAAUCCGAUUGGGCUCUCUCAUCUCCUGGAAAUCUACGAGAACUUUUCUCUACCCAAGGGAAAGGUCCAGCGUAGCAACUGGGAGCUGUUACUGUUGGAUGUUCAACAAGAGUAUGCCGCGAAUGAUGCACAUGCAGGAUAUAUGCUCUAUACCCGCCUAAGCGCCAUGGCCCACAUGAUGGAAAAUAUACCUAGUGUG